AGGGCUCGGGUGCGGGCAGGUCUGCCUGCCUGCCUGCCUGGAUGUGGGGAACGGCUGCAGGCACGGGAAGGCGUGACCUGCAUGGAAAAUGCCAGACAGCCCCAGACGCACACACACAUAGGCGCACACAAAUCUCCGGACAGAGAUAAGGCGGACAGCGGAGCGCUGGGAAAGAGGCGAAGCCGUCCCCCGCAAGCGAGCCAUCGCUCCUCCGCACCCAACCCGCCGGGGAGCUCUCCCAGCGGCACAAUGAGGUACCCCCUGGCCUGGCCCUUCUGUGCCUUGCUGCUCUGUGUGGCAGAUGCCGUGGAGCUGACAGACAUGUUUGGGGAGAUCCAGUCUCCCAACUUCCCUGACUCCUAUCCCAGUGACUCGGAAAUGACGUGGAACAUCUCUGUGCCUGAUGGAUUUAAAAUCAAGCUGUACUUCAUGCAUUUUGACUUGGAGUCAUCCUACCUCUGUGAAUACGACUAUGUGAAGAUUGAAACUGAGGACCAGGAGCUGGCAACCUUCUGUGGCAGGGAGACAACGGACACAGAGCAGGCUCCAGGACAGCAAGUGAUCCUGUCCCCAGGGCCCUACAUGGGGCUUACCUUCAGGUCUGACUUCUCCAACGAGGAACGCUUCACUGGCUUUGAUGCCCAUUACACCGCUGUGGAUGUGGAUGAGUGCCAGGAGAAGAGUGAUGAGGAGCUGGCUUGUGACCACUACUGCCACAACUACAUUGGCGGGUACUACUGCUCCUGCAGGUUUGGCUACAUCCUCCACUCCGACAACAGGACCUGCAAAGUGGAGUGCAGUGACAACCUCUACACCCAGAGGAGCGGGGUGAUCACCAGCGCCGACUUCCCCAGCCCCUACCCCAAGAGCUCGGACUGCCUGUACCGGAUCGAGCUGGAGGAGGGUUUCUUCAUCACCCUGAAUUUUGAGGACAGCUUUGAUGUGGAAGACCACCCCGAGGUGACCUGUCCAUAUGACCACAUCAAGAUCAAAGCAGGACAAAAGGAGUUUGGACCUUUUUGUGGAGAAAAGUCCCCAGGACUCAUUGAAACCCAAACCAACAGUGUGCAGAUCCGCUUCCACAGUGACAACUCCGGAGAGAACAGGGGCUGGAAGUUGUCAUACACAGCAAUUGGUAACCCAUGCCCACUGGUGCAACCACCAAUCAAUGGGAAAAUUGAGCCUUCUCAAGCCAAGUACACCUUCAAAGACCAGGUUGUCAUCAGCUGCAACACUGGAUACAAAGUGCUGAAGGAUAAUGUGGAAAGUGACUCCUUCCAGAUCGAGUGUCUGAAGGAUGGCACGUGGAGUAACAAGAUCCCUAUCUGCAAAACUGCAGAUAGAGCCGACAACCAGACAGAGGGAAGAGCCGGCUCGGAGCAAGUGGCCGCGUGAGGCUGGCGCCGGCCGUGCCGCCCCGACGGGCAGCCUGUCUCCGUGCCCCUCUGAUCUGUCCAGUACCCAGGGCAGGUUCCCUUUCCACUGGCCUGGCUGCCAAAUCCAUCUCUGUGGCUUGUCUAACCGGCAUGGCACUCUUAACCCCCACGCCUGGUGCUUUCUUAACUCCGUCUCGAGAGGGGCGAAGGAAAUUGGCAUCGAGCCCCCCUGUCCCACUGACACACUGCCCCAGGGGAAGGGGGCCCACCUGGCCCCAGCACUGCUGCCUGGGCACCGUGGGCUGCUGCCAGCUCCCUGCAUUUCUGCAUCCCUCCCUCUCCCUUCGGACUCCUGGGCCGCCCUGGCUCCCCCUCCAAGGCAGCCGUGCAGGGACUGUGGCACGGCCGCCCGGUUGGUUGGUUGGUGGGUUGGAUUCAGUCUCCCACUGUCCUUCCUCACUGGCCCAGCGUUACAAAUAAGAAACACUCCUUCCUCUCCUCUC
Molecule: messenger RNA, 1879 nt
Organism: Lonchura striata (white-rumped munia)
Lineage: Eukaryota; Metazoa; Chordata; Aves; Passeriformes; Estrildidae
Source: RefSeq, a predicted model, not a curated record